Molecule: messenger RNA, 1008 nt
Organism: Daldinia loculata
Lineage: Eukaryota; Fungi; Ascomycota; Sordariomycetes; Xylariales; Hypoxylaceae
Product: GAF domain-like protein
Exons: 4
Coding region: 193-747 (184 amino acids)
Cellular component (GO): cytosol
Molecular function (GO): L-methionine (R)-S-oxide reductase activity; protein binding
Source: RefSeq, a predicted model, not a curated record
GCAAAAACCCUUUUUCCCUCACGAGUCAUCGUCUCUAUCGUUGCAAGUUAAGUCGGAUAUAUGCGAACUAUAUAUAAAUACGGGUAUUAGCGUGUGACAUUAUCCGCAGUGGUUAUACUGUACUGGGAAGACUAGGAUAUACCACCAGAGAUCCCGAGAUUUAAGACUUGUGACACUGCUGUGGGCUACAAAAUGGUCCAUGCAGAUGCAUCGAAUUUUGCCGAGGGCGUGACAAAAGAGCAGGCUUACACGCAAGUCCUCUUACAGGCGGAAGGUCUCUUUGACGGCCAAAGAAACUGGGUGCGUUCAUGCAAUCUUGCCAACGCAGCAUCCCUCUUAUGGCACGCUUAUAAAUCGUUGCCUCACCCAAGCAACCAGGUGAACUGGGCAGGCUUCUACACCCUUGAUCCGCAGACGACAACAUCAAAACGCCAGCUCGUCCUAGGGCCGUUCCAGGGCAAAGUCGCCUGCCAAACCAUCGCCUUCGGUAAAGGGGUAUGUGGUACGGCGGCGGAAACCCAAAUAACGCAGCUAGUUCCCGACGUCGAGAAGUUCCCGGGACAUAUCGCCUGCGACGGGGAUAGCAAGAGUGAGAUCGUGGUACCUAUUGUCGUCGGGAGCGGAGAAGCGAAGAAGUUGGUGGCUAUCAUAGACGUCGACUGUGCGGACUUCAACGGGUUCGAUGACGUGGAUAAGAAGUACUUGGAGCAGUUGGCAGAGCUGAUAGGGAGGAGUUCUGAUUGGUGAAGCAGGAAGUGUGAAGGCGGCUUACGGAACUAUCACUGGCCUCAACCAUAGCCUCUGGCCUAUUAUAGGUUAGAUUAUCUCUAAGGCCUUAUUAUAAGGUCUCCCAUAUGCAGGCUGUGGUGGAAAUAUGUCGCCCUGAUGCGUCAGAAGUUGCCAAACCUGAUUAAGACGAUGUACCUAUGUCUUGUCCCUACGAGGCGUAUUUCAAUCGCAGGGCAAAUUAAUCAUAUUCCAUACGCAUUAUCAAUAGCAUAUCAUGAC